Bolinopsis microptera is the source of this 3833-nucleotide messenger RNA. Its product is annotated as TELO2-interacting protein 1 homolog. Gene Ontology annotation, cellular component: cytoplasm. The transcript has 27 exons. Gene Ontology annotation, biological process: chromatin remodeling. Bases 6 to 3293 code for a protein of 1095 amino acids. The record is from RefSeq and is a predicted model, not a curated record. NCBI's taxonomy places the organism in Eukaryota, Metazoa, Ctenophora, Tentaculata, Lobata, Bolinopsidae.
GUAGAAUGGGUACCGAAGUAGAAAAAGCAGCUAAAACUACAUUUCUGCAACUCCGUCCCAUCUGUUCUGCAGCAGCCAAUAUUCCUAAUGUGGCUAAUUUUACAGCCUUACUGACGGCGCUUGAAGAUGUCGAGAUAGAAAACGCGCCCCAACUCGUACAAUACAUCCUGUUUCCUAUGAUGGUGGUUAUACAGAAACACAAUACCCACCCAACACAGGUAAAAGAAGCCGCAGUUAAAUGCCUCCUGUGUGUGGUGCGCAAAGUUAACGUGACAGAUACCUCAGUGUUCCUCAGUGUCUUCGACAAUGUCUCCUCCAUGAUAUUUCCCUCUGAGAAGACUAAUUUUAGUGACGAACUUAUACACCUUGCUCUACAGGUGAUGCUGACCAUGUUUCAAGAAAUAACCGAACCUACACUCUGUCAACUAUGCACUGUUGAGCGCUUACCCUUCGCGGGUCACAUGAUCGCCAUUGCCCUGACAUAUGCGCAUAAGUGCGCAAGCAAAGAUGUGAAACUUACUGCUCUUCAGUUUCUACAGAUAAUGUUUGACAAGAUGUCCCGUAUAGAGGGCUCCGAAGUAAAAGAAGAAACAGAACAAUACUGGACCCAUAUUAGCGGGAGUGAUCUGUUAGCUAGUCUACUUCCGGGCAUUGUUACCAUGCUCGUCAAGAUUAUCACUGAGCCUAACAAGUACUCGGAAGUGCAAGCUCGAUCAGUUGGCUGCCUUGAAACCUUUAUCUCUCUGACUCUGAACCAGCGACACUACCAAACCUCUAUUGGGGAGAGCUUUCAGAGUUUGUUAAGUCCGGAGAUAGAUAGCUGCCCAUUUACUGUGGACGACUUUAGGAAGGACCCAGCCGUUAUACUUGCUAAAAGGGACGCAGUGUGGUGGAGGAAAACAGUACUUAACGUUCAGCCGCUCAUUCACAGAAUGAUAUCAACUCUAUCAUCAGAAAAAGGGUGUGUAAGGAUAGCAGUUGCCAAGUUUCUCCGUACUUGUAUACGAGAUAGUAUGAGACCUUUACACCUCUGCAUGGAUAACAUCAUUGGAAUGUUGCUCUGCAUUCUUGACGACGAUGAUGAAGAGGUGAGUGAGAUAGCAAAAGAAGGUCUGACAAUAGUGUCUAAAGAUAAUGGAUUGACACUGGUUUCCAUAGUAACAGAUGCACUUCAGGAUAUUACUCUGAAAUUACCGACGAUAGUGCUUGCGUCAUGUGAAGAUAAAAUGAUUGUCCUGAAGCAACUCAGAAAUCUGGUGUGUCUUCUUGGUGAAAAUGUUCACGUGGUCCUUAACUCAGAGUCCCAUUGGAUUUAUAUUGAACAGAUGUUUAUGAAGAUGUUGGAGAUAGACCCACAAGAGAUACGGAUAGAAGACCUGUCUGUACUGUAUCCGGAAUACAGUGCCGUCAGUAUCUCUGAUACCAACUGUAAAGACACAAUAAAAGCAGACCUAAAGAAAUCCACACGAACGAUAUUUGCGUUCAAGGAGAUCAGAUUUCAAAAUGUAGAGAACAAGGGCCUGCUCAACUUGAUUCUAGAUAUUGUUAACGUUAUGGGAUACCUUGGCAACAUAGAUGCUCUCGUCAAUUCUUUCAUGGAGAAGUUCCUAAAGUCAAAAGGACGGAAGGUACAAUCCCUUAUAAUAGUAUCAGAUCUGUUGUGGGGAGCUAAGGGUCACGUGUCCCAGCGUGCCAAGUCGCUCUGUCCUACUGCUAAAGUGAACGCAGAGCCGCUGGUUAUAGACACGGCAGAGGAAGUUCUUCAUACUUUACUGGACAGUCCUCUUUUCAAUGAUUCUCAGGAACCUAACAGAUCUGUAAAAGAAAUCAGACAAGAGAAGUUGCUGCACAGUUUAAUGCUGUACUGUAUGAGGGGAUGCUUUAGAGUCCUAGGAAAAUACGCACACAGAGAUCUGAUCAGAGCUCUGUACCCAGUACUCAACAAACUGGGCUCAACCACUCCGCUUGUUAGCGAGGCUGCUUUCGUUACUGUUCAGGGUCUAUGUCGUGAGUUCAACAGUCCGAACAUUGGUUUCUUCUUGAAACAAAACGCUGACUACGUUAUUAACACGGCGUGCUUGAAUAUGAGAUAUCUUGAUCUCUAUCCAAGUACAACUAGAGUUCUACAGGUUCUGAUAAAACAUUCCUCAAAAGAAGCUCUCCCACCUCUUCAGGACUGCUUACAUGAAAUAACAGCUUGUAUAGCUGUACACCAGAGAGACGAACACACGAUACCACUGUUCAAACUGCUGAAAAUCUUCAUGUUGAAAUUAGAGGACUGGUUUCCUGACGUGGAGUACACUAAAGAUGAACUCUACAGUAUAAAAGAGCUGGGUUUGCUGCGAGAUGAUAUCAGAGUUCAAUUGGACACACUAACUCCUAACGAGUUCAACAAGGCUUUUGUUCAGUACUUCAAUCUAAAUAACGAAGACGAACAGAACGUUUUUACUGGAGAAGGUGAAGAAGACGAUGAGAAGAAGUUACCACUUCAUUUGAGAACUUGUAAAACUAUAACAGAGGUUGCAAUACAAAACCUGACCUGCACCCAAGCAGACUGCCGAGUAUCCCUCCUCCAGACUAUAUGCACGGCACUGCGCAUCCUCUCAAAAACUGAAGACGAGUUAUUGCCACUGGUGCAUAAGGUGUGGUGGCACCUGGAAAAACGGCUUCUCAGUGACUACGACUUUCACGUGAAGUUGGAAGCACUGAAAGUGUUACAAACUAUAGCUAAAGUAUCCGGCUCCUUCAUCAAACAAAGAGUCUCUAAAGACCUCCUUCCUAGCCUCCUCAGUUCACUCGAACCAGAUAAAGUAAUAGUGAUACCAAAGCCCAAAGAAAUCCCCCCUUUAAAAAAGCCCAUAUCAUUCGAGGAACUCAAACGAAUGACAAUAAAACAUGCCCAAGAAACAAAAUCAGAGGUGCUGUUAACCCCAAGAUCAGUGCAAUUCAAAGUUCAACAGCGCGUUCUGAAAACGUUGGCAGUUUUAACAACAUACCUCAAAUUCCACGACCGGGACUUGUAUAGAAUUAUUGGUGCCAGCUACAAAUACCUUCACAAAGAUAUGCCGAACGAAAUGCAGAGAUACGCACUAUACCUGUAUCGUGCGUUAGUUGGUGUCAAUCCAGAUCUCAUGUGGGUGGUAUUCCACUCUCUCGGAGGUAUUCAGACUCCAAUUCACGAUCAAACUCCCAUGACGCUCUCACUCUUUCCAAAACCUCCUCCCCUUCAAACGGCGGGGUACAAGAAAACAUGCUCUGAGUGCCUUUACGGUCUCAGAACUUUGAAUUGGUAGAGAACAAGAACGAGAAAAUUUGAGGAACUAGCCGUUAACUUAAUACAUAUCAUGUUUUUUAAAGAUUAAGGGGUUUUCCUUCAUUUUCAAGAUCUCCAUAAAAUUACAAUGUGCUUUGUAAUAACUUUAUGAAAUACAUUUUCUUGCACUAAGUUGAUGUGAAAUAUAUGUUUGUGUGGGGGGGUACCAAUGGCAUAAAUGGCAUAAUGGAGAAUUGGCCAAUAAAAAUUUCCAUUUAUGCCAUAAAACGUAUGCCAUUUAUGCCAUUUUUGAUAUAAUACAUUUCUAUUUUCUUUAUUUGUCAUAUGAAUCUUUAACGAUCAUUCCAAGCGGUAUAAAGCAUAAAACAUGUCUCUUAUUCAAGUACUAAUAAUAAUUUGCGAAUUUAAAGUCAAAUAUGAAGACCUAAAUUCAUGGCAUAAAUGGAGAAUUGGCCAAUAACAAUUUCCAUUUAUGCCAAAAAACGUAUGCCAUUUAUGCGAUUGGUACCCCCCCGUUUGUGUCCAAUGAUCCCCUGGAAAAUGUUAUUCACAAAGUUUU